Camponotus floridanus (Florida carpenter ant) is the source of this 1928-nucleotide messenger RNA. RefSeq names its product serine/threonine-protein phosphatase 2B catalytic subunit 2. Lineage: Eukaryota; Metazoa; Arthropoda; Insecta; Hymenoptera; Formicidae. Gene Ontology annotation, molecular function: calmodulin-dependent protein phosphatase activity; calmodulin binding. The coding region runs from base 16 to 1437 and encodes 473 amino acids. The transcript is spliced from 14 exons. Gene Ontology annotation, biological process: calcineurin-mediated signaling. The record is from RefSeq and is a predicted model, not a curated record. Gene Ontology annotation, cellular component: calcineurin complex; cytoplasm.
UAAAGUAAAUCGAUAAUGUUUCUUUCAAGCAAAAUAUUUUCUUUCCUUGUUUGCGAAGCGUCAUUUAUUUAUAUCAACCACGACGUCUGCGCUCACGUUCCGUUUGCUCUUCCGAUCUUUUCAGUAUGCGGCGACAUUCACGGACAGUUCUACGACCUGAUGAAAUUAUUUGAGGUGGGCGGUCCACCUUCCUCCACCAAAUAUCUCUUCCUGGGCGAUUAUGUUGACAGGGGUUAUUUCAGUAUCGAGUGCGUAUUGUACCUGUGGGCGCUGAAACUGUGCCAUCCCACCACACUCUUCCUCCUCAGAGGUAACCACGAGUGCCGUCAUCUCACGGAAUACUUCACAUUUAAACAGGAAUGUAAAAUAAAAUACUCCGAGAGGGUGUACGACGCGUGCAUGGAUGCCUUCGACUGUUUGCCGCUCGCCGCCCUCAUGAACCAACAGUUCCUCUGCGUUCACGGCGGCCUGUCGCCGGAAAUUCACAAUUUAGAAGAUAUCCGCAAAUUGGACAGGUUCAAAGAGCCGCCGGCGUUCGGGCCGAUGUGCGAUCUCCUCUGGUCGGAUCCCCUCGAGGACUUUGGCAACGAGAAGAAUGCGGAGCAUUUCUCCCACAAUAGCGUCAGGGGUUGUUCAUACUUUUACAGUUACGCGGCGUGUUGCGACUUUCUGCAAAACAACAAUUUGCUCAGCAUUAUAAGGGCGCACGAGGCUCAGGACGCUGGAUAUCGUAUGUACCGGAAAUCUCAGACGACGGGCUUCCCAUCGCUUAUCACCAUCUUCAGCGCGCCCAAUUAUCUCGAUGUGUACAACAACAAGGCGGCGGUGUUAAAGUACGAGAACAACGUGAUGAAUAUUAGGCAAUUCAACUGUUCGCCACAUCCCUACUGGCUACCCAAUUUCAUGGACGUUUUCACAUGGUCCUUGCCGUUUGUCGGCGAGAAAGUCACAGAAAUGUUAGUGAACGUGCUGAACAUUUGCUCGGACGACGAGCUGAUGAGCGACGGCGACGACGCGCUCGAGGAAGUCGCCGCCAAAGUCGUUGUCCAAAAAAAGAAUGGUGCAGCAGCUAAUCUACGUAAAGAAGUCAUCAGAAACAAGAUUAGAGCCAUCGGUAAAAUGGCGCGUGUCUUCUCCGUGCUGAGAGAGGAAAGCGAGAGCGUGCUGCAGUUGAAGGGUUUGACGCCAACUGGAGCUUUACCGCUUGGUGCAUUAUCCGGCGGCAAGACUUCUCUGAAAAACGCUCUCCAAGGCUUCUCGCCGAAUCACAAAAUCACCUCGUUCGCCGAGGCCAAGGGCUUGGACGCCAUAAACGAAAGAAUGCCACCGAGAAAGGACGCGCCGCCCACGCCGGUCAACGAGGAGAAACCCGUGACAAAGCCGCCGCCUCCUGCGGGAGACAAGCGGGACCACAACACGCCGCAACCGCAAUCGUGAGCCCCACACUCGUCCAAUCAAGAUGGCGUGGACGGGUCCUAAGAUCCUGGGCGCUAUCGCCGUCACCACCGAACAUUUGCAAACCAUUGCUCGUCUCUCCCUUCCCUCCCCCGGUUGUUACAACCAGUGCGCUGUCCAUCGAAGAGUCAGAAGAAGGAGCCAUCGCAAGAAGGGGAAAAUCAGGAACAAAUGGACGACGAACGGACGGACGGACGGACGGACGGACAUGUGCGAAAGCGGUUUCUCGUCGAUGCAGUUUCCAACGAGGAUUGUCAUCGGUCUUGGUGCGCGCGCAGCGGAAGAAGACAAGCCAGCGGAAGCAAAAGGAAACCACCGCAUCAUCAUCGGAAUACGUCCGAUUUCAGCGGGAACUUCUCUUCUUCGAGGAUCUGCCUCUCUCUGUUUUUUUUUUUUUUCGCGUACACUAUAUACUCGCGAAUAGGAAGAACGAGAACGUUAGCGAUAAUAAUUCAUUCUGCAAUGAUCCGCGC